Setaria italica (foxtail millet) is the source of this 647-nucleotide messenger RNA. Its product is annotated as protein SUPPRESSOR OF GENE SILENCING 3 homolog. Gene Ontology annotation, biological process: defense response to virus; regulatory ncRNA-mediated gene silencing. The coding region runs from base 20 to 460 and encodes 146 amino acids. NCBI's taxonomy places the organism in Eukaryota, Viridiplantae, Streptophyta, Magnoliopsida, Poales, Poaceae. The record is from RefSeq and is a predicted model, not a curated record. The transcript has 3 exons.
CGAGAGGCUUCGUGAGACUAUGAAAGAUAUGAAAAUUGUCAAGGAUAAAGUCCAACAGAAGCACUUGGAGCAUGAGCAAGAGAUGAAGUACCAGGAGGAUUUUUUCCAUAGUCAAAUUGAGAGUAUUCACAAGAUCACAGAGGCUAAAGAAAAGGAGUUUGAGAAGUUGCUGCAGGAGGAGCGCUCGAAGGCUAGGCGCUUUGAUGUGGAUUCUGGAACUACCGAAGAUCGCAGGCUAAGGAAGGAACAUGUGCAGAAGUUCAUCGACGGCCAGGUGAAGGAUGUGGCGGAGUUUGAGGCUGAGCGGGACGAGCUGAUCAAAGCCCACGAGGAGACGAAGAUGAAGCUCAAGAAAGAGUACAUGGAGAAGGAGGUUGAGCUGGAGAAGGAGCUGGACGCUGCCCUGACAAGCCUGAUGGAGAAGCACAAGCCGGACACCUUCCAGGCCUCCAGCUCGUGAAGAGCAAGCUCCCUCAGCUUACCUUUGGGUUCCCCGCUCAGAACCAAUCUCGUAGAUGUUGAUGCUCGGUAUGCAUAAACGAAUGCGUAGACAUUCCCUAGAUGUUCCGUAGAUGAUGCUAAAACAUGGUCCAUGUGGUGGCCGCGUACGUGAUCUGGAGACUUGAACCUGUGAACGCGUGAUAUGG